Epinephelus moara (kelp grouper) is the source of this 3513-nucleotide messenger RNA. RefSeq names its product cytochrome P450 4F3 (gene cyp4f3). The coding region runs from base 256 to 1878 and encodes 540 amino acids. Lineage: Eukaryota; Metazoa; Chordata; Actinopteri; Perciformes; Serranidae. The transcript has 13 exons. Gene Ontology annotation, molecular function: oxidoreductase activity, acting on paired donors, with incorporation or reduction of molecular oxygen; heme binding; monooxygenase activity. The record is from RefSeq and is a predicted model, not a curated record.
AGAAAAAUGACAUUUCUCUGAUUAACAAUGCUUUUAUCUUCAUCAACAUGAUACAGUUAGUGGUUAGUGUAGCAGACAAAGGAAGUGUUGUCUCUCACAGUGGUUACAGCAGCUAUCCCUGUUGAAAUAACUGGGAGGAACACUUUCUGCAUGUUUCCACAUUAGUAACUUCUCAUUGUGAACACAGCCGCUGUCAGAAGAGGGCAAGUAUCAAGCAACCUCUGGAUACUCAUCCCUCUCUGUCUCUGUCCCAGGAUGUCUCUCCUCUGGGGUGUCAUCUCUCAUGUCCUCAGCUGGACGGGCCUCUGUCAGGUCCUGCUUGUGGCCUGUGCAGGACUGGGAGCUGUGUUUGCAGUCUGGAUGCUGAGGCUGCUGGCGCGACACGCCUGGUACACACACAGGCUGUCCUGCUUCAGGAAGCCACAUGCAAACUCCUGGCUUUUAGGCCACCUGGGCAAGAUGCAGUGCACAGAGGAAGGUCUCCUGCAGGUGGAUGACUUGGUGCAAAUAUACACACACUGUUGCAGCUGGUUCAUCGGCCCUUUCUAUCACCUGGUCAGACUCUUCCACCCCGACUUCAUCAAACCUCUACUAACGGCACCUGCAAGCAUUACUGUGAAAGAUGAACUCAUCUAUGGCCAUCUGCGUCCGUGGCUUGGACAGAGCCUGUUGCUAAGCGACGGGGAGGAGUGGUCUCGUAAGAGACGGCUGCUGACCCCAGCUUUUCAUUUUGAUAUUCUGAAGAGCUACGUCGCCAGGUUUAACACCUCAACUAACACUAUGCACGAGAAGUGGCGCCACCUGGUGGCAAAGGGCACGACUAAUAUAGAGAUGUUUGACCACAUCACUCUGAUGACUCUGGACAGUUUGCUGAAAUGUGCAUUUAGCUACAACAGCAACUGUCAGAGGUCAACCAGUGAGUACGUGUCAGCCAUAGUGGAGCUGAGUGACCUGGUAAUAGAUCGUCGGCAAAAGAUUUUCCAUCACUGGGACUGGAUUUACUGGAAAACACAGCAGGGAAAACGGUUCAAAAGGGCCUUAAGCAUCGUGCACAGGUUUACCAGGGAGGUGGUCCAGAAGCGACGAGCCCUGAUCAGCCAACAGAAGAACACAGAGACAGAUUUCUCCACAGCACCACAGAGAAAGAAGGAUUUCGUGGACAUCAUACUGCUGGCAAAGGAUGAGGAUGGACAAGGCCUGACAGAUGAGGAGAUACAGGCUGAGGCCAACACCUUCAUGUUCGCAGGUCACGACACAACAGGCAGUGCCAUUUGCUGGACGCUGUAUAACUUAGCACGCCACGACCACUAUCAGGAGCAAUGCAGGCAGGAAGUGAUGGAUCUGUUGCAAGGACGAGAUACGCAUGAAAUAGAGUGGGAGGAUCUGUCCAGCCUUCCCUUCACCACCAUGUGCAUCAGAGAGUCUCUGAGGCUGCACUCUCCUGUGCAGGCCGUAACGAGGAGGUACACCCAGGACAUGGCAUUGCCAGGGGAUCUGACAGUACCGAAGGGUGCCAUCACUUUGGUCAGUAUUUAUGGGACACACCACAACCCUGCUGUUUGGACAAACCCACAUGAGUAUCAGCCGCUGCGUUUUGACCCUGCAAACAAAGAGGGACAGGCCUCUCACGCCUUCAUCCCCUUCUCCUCAGGCCCCAGGAACUGUAUCGGUCAGAAAUUCGCCCUGGCAGAGCUUCGGGUUGUCGUGGCGUUGACCCUGCUCAGGUUUCGCCUGACCCCGGGGGUGAACCCUGAACUCGGGACCAGCUCUGGGGGAGUCCGCCGUCUCCCCCAGCUCGUCCUGCGUGCAGAGGGAGGUUUGUGGCUGCAAAUAGAGCCACUGGAGCUGUACAGCCUGGAGGAGUUGCAGGACGAAUGAUCCAAGAUGACGUCCAACACAAUCGCAGAAGCAUUUGCCUCACACCUGGAAGUUUAGCACCGUUCUUGUCACUGGAUUUAUGUUUAUUGUAUAAGCGUGUGUGGAUUAUGAGACAUGCAAAAGGUCCCACCAUCGCUCCUACAGAGGAGCAAGACACACAGACUGUGAGGUGGUUUUGCCAUUUUGUCUCUUUGUAGUCAUUUUGUGUCUCUUUAAGAUGAGUUUGCUUUUCUUAAAGGUGAUUCAGGCCCUUUUUGGGUCAUUUUAUGAAUGAUGCAUGAAUAACAGUUUCCAGAUGUUUGUUGGGAGGGAAUGAUCUGAUCCUGGAAAUAUUUCUGAGAUGGAAGCCAGAUUAAACUACUGAAUUUACAUGUUUGUUUAAACAAAGGGUUGAAUGUUCGCACUAUCUUGUCCUAUGACUAACUUCUUUGUCUUGUCAGCAUUGAGCUGCAAGAUGUUUUGUGACAUCCACUUGUGAAUGUCAUGAAGGCAGUUUAGCAGGUUUAGUGAGUCAUGUUUUGAUAGUUAUUUGUUGGAUCACAGCUUAGGAAAAAGAGUAAUGAAGCCUAACAAACUGCUUCAUAAAAACAAAGGUCAAACAUGCAUUUAUACACAUGGAUUAGUUACUGAAUGGGCCUUCCAGGCACAGGCCCAGGGGCCCAAACUGUCAGAGGCCCCCCUGGCCUACGUACUGACCAGGAGGAGACUCAAAAAGACCACAAAGACAUUGAAAGGGAACUGCAAAGAGACACAAAAUAACAACUAAAGGAGCAAAACAACCAUAAAGAGACACAAAAUGACCAAAAAGACAAAAAAUUCUGUCAAAGAGAAACAAAAUUACCUAAAUGGGACACAAAAUGACUGCAAUUCCUUGCUCUCUGGCAUCAGUAAAAAUCCCUCUCCCCUCUGACCACAUCACACCAAUCUUGGCUUCUCUACACUGGUUACCUGUUGCUUUUAGAAAUGAUUUUAAAAUUUUACUGUUGACUUAGCCCUGAGAAGCCUUGCUCCAAGUUAUAUAACAGAUCUUUCACUGCCCUAUGUUCCUGCUUGCGCCCUGAGAUCCUCAGCUACACAUUUUCUUGUUGUUCCGAGGUCUAGAUUAAUUCACAGAGGUGACAGAGCCUUCGCAGUCAGAGCUCCACGACUUUGUAUUGACCUGCCUGAGGAGAUCAGGGCUGCAAACUCAGUCUAGCCUUUUAAAUCACUUCUGAACUAUGUUAUUUUUACGCUAUUUUUAUUGCUUUUAUCUUGUUUUAUUGCUUUGUCUUUUAUUUGGUUUUGUAAAGCACUUUGUAACUGCAUUUUGAAAGGUGCUAUACAAAUAAAAUUUAGCAUUAUUAUUAUUUUAACAUAAUUUGUAACAUGUAAUUUACUGCCUCAACAUGUUUUAUUGUUCUAAUGACAUGAUCAAAUUUUUUAUUGUAUCAAGUUUGUUUUAAAUACAUUUUAAGUUUUAAAAAAGCUUAUCCACAUCCUUGAACUUGUUGCAGGCAGAGGUUAAAACAGGUUUAGGACACAAAAAUGUGAAUAUCUUUGGUAUCUGAGUUAGAUUAUGAUCUGAAUUAUGAAAGCCAAGUCAAGCUAGGGCCAAGAUUUUAGGCCAGUGCAUUACUCUCAAAUUUAAAAUAAAGA